CAGUCACCAGUAGCAGCAGCAGACGCUCAGUGCUGCACUUAUUGUGGAGGAGGACCAACGGCGGCAGUUAUCGGCUUGGGGAAGAUAAAUUUCCCAUGACUCCGGCUCUCUCUCCUGUGUCUUGCUUAUUGCCUUCCCGAGAGUUCAUUUUUAAUCCCGUCCAUUGUUUUACACACCGACUUCUUGCCGUGUGUCAUUAUGCAAUGACAACAAUUUUUUUUUACCCUGGGACUUUUAACCGUAGGCGAAAAUGAGAUGCACAUUUUUUGUGGACGUGCGGCGAAAGAAGGAGCCUUUGGACAUUGGUGUCAGCCUGUGAGUAUUUUCUGCAAAUGCUGGUGAGCUGCUCCCCAACAAUCCACCGAAAAUGUGGCGACUCUGAGGGGAAAAAAAGGGGAGGCAGUGAGUGGAUUUUCUCCUUCCACACAGCAGCUCAUAUGCAGCAUUUUUUUCCUUUAACGAGAUUCCUUAUUAUUUUGUGCAGUGGAAUUUUGGAGUUCCAAAGUGUCGGUCAGUGGACAUUCAGUGUGUGAAGAUUUCUUCUUAAAACCGAAAAGCAGUUAUGGCCUUGAUGUUUUUAUGCGUGUGUGCGAGACCCUGCUUGUGAACCACUGACUUUGUUUCUGUCAGAACGCGAGGCUCACACUGCAUACUUAAAUGCAGGAUCCAUAUCAUAACGAUCGCUUUAAGCUGUAAAAAUGCUGAGCGGUGUCAUCUUUCUGAGCGUCCUCACGGUCACCAGCCUGUCUUCGUCCGAGACUGAGACCCGCAGAACUUCAGCCUUUAAAGACAUCUGCAAGAUCCGCUGCGCCUGUGAGGAGAGGGAGAACAUUUUAAACAUUAACUGUGAGAGUAAAGGAUUUACCACCGUCAGCCAGUUCCAGGCACCCCAGAAUAAGAUCUCCCAGCUUUUUCUCAACGGAAACUUCCUGUCUCGAAUCUGUGCAAAUGAAUUUUUUAAUUACGGCAAUGUCACCUCACUGCAUCUUGGGAAUAAUGGAUUACAGGAAAUCCAAACCAAUGCUUUUCAGGGGCUGCGCUUCUUGAAGAGGCUGCACUUGAAUAACAAUAACCUGGAGGUGAUAAAAGAAGACACAUUUGCAGGAUUAGAGAGUAUGGAGUAUUUACAAGCAGAUUAUAAUUAUAUCAGCACCAUUGAGCCCAGCGCUUUCAGCAAGCUUAACAAGCUUAAAGUGUUGAUCCUCAACGAUAACCUCCUGUUGUCUUUGCCUCCAAACAUUUUCCGUUUUGUGCUCCUCACCCAUUUGGAUUUACGUGGCAACAGGCUCAAGACUCUACCCUUUGCAGGGGUACUGGAGCACAUCGGCGGAAUCAUGGAGAUCCAGUUGGAAGAAAACCCGUGGAAUUGUACUUGUGAUCUGAUUCCGCUUAAAUCUUGGUUGGACACCAUUUCGGUUUUUGUGGGGGACAUAGUGUGUGAGACGCCAUUCAGGCUUCACGGUAAAGACAUCACCCAGCUCAUAAAGCAGGAUCUGUGCCCACGCAGGAACGCUGGAGAACGAGUUCACCCUGCCUCUGACUAUCACUUCAAGGGCGCUCUGCCCGCAACCUACCUCCCUGGCAUGAUCAACCCCACACGUGCCCCUAAGGCUUCACGGCCACCCAAAAUGAGACACAGGCCCACUCCACGCAUCGCAAAGGACAAACAUGUCUUUGGGCCCAUUAUGGUUUACCAGACACGUUCUCCUGUGCCUAUUUUAUGUCCGAGUGUGUGCGUCUGCACGUCACAAAACCCUGACAGUGGACUGAACAUUAAUUGUCAAGAGCGGAAGUUGCAUAACAUCAGUGAUCUUAGUCCUAAGCCCUCCUUUCCCAGGAAACUGCACCUGACCGGUAACUACCUUCAUGUGGUUUACAGAACUGAUCUAACGGAGUACAGUCUGCUGGAGCUGCUUCAUCUAGGAAACAACAAAAUAGCAGUGAUUCAAGAGGGUGCAUUCGAGAACCUUACAAAUCUGAGGCGGCUCUAUCUGAACGGGAAUUACAUACAGUCCCUUUCACAGUCACUUUUUGCUGGCCUUCAGUCACUCCAGUAUCUUUAUUUGGAAUAUAAUAUCAUCAAAGAAAUCUAUCCGCAGACAUUUAAUGCCUUGCAUAAUCUACAGCUACUUUUUCUCAACAAUAACCUGUUGCGGUCACUGCCGGACAAUGUCUUCGGGGGAACCAUGCUAACAAGGCUCAACCUGCGAAAUAAUCAUUUCUCAUAUCUCCCAGUUAAGGGUGUGCUCGAUCAGUUAUCUGCCUUUAUCCAGAUAGACCUCCAGGAGAACCCUUGGGACUGCACCUGUCACAUUGUGGCACUCAAAAACUGGAUGGAGCUCUCCAGUACCAGUGUGGUGGUAAAUGAAAUCACUUGUGACUCACCCUCCAAGCAUGCGGGUCACCUGCUGCGUUCACUGCGCAAUGAGGCCAUUUGCCCUGAGCCAAGUGCAGAGCCCCCACCUCAAUAUGCACCCCCUACCAAAGCCCCUACAUUAGUAAGCCCCAGCACUGAGUCACUAACCCCCAUUUCUUCGUCGUCUUUCAGCUCAAUCAGCCCCACUGAAUCCCGCAUGCAAACCCCUGAAUUACAUCCAGAGGUACCGCUUUCAGUUCUAAUUCUGGGCCUUCUUGUAGUUUUCAUUCUGUCCAUCUGUUUCGGAGCGGGGCUCUUUGUUUUUGUUCUAAAACGACGCAAGGGGGUGGAACACGUCCCAACAGGCUCAAACAAUAUAGAUCUUAACUCAUUUCAAGUGCAAUAUGGCUCCUACAAUCCUGAACCGACCCAAGACAAAACCUCGGAAAGCCAUGUAUAUAACUAUAUCCCGCCACCUGUGGGUUUCAUGUGCCAGAACCCCAUCUACAUGCAGAAAGAUGGCGAGCAGGUGGCGUAUUACCGCAACCUCAAAGAGCUUAGCUUCGGUUCACUGAAUGCAAAAAAGGAGGAUAUUCUGACACGCAGCCCGGGAGCGUACACAAUCAGCGCAGUGGAUUUUAUGGAUAAACCCCCGACAACGCGUGGUUUGACCACCCCAGAGCCUCCUGAGAUGUUGUAUCAAAAUGUCGGGGAGAGGCCGAACAAGGAGCUUCCAACAGCUACCGGCACCUCUCCUUUCAGUUACAAUUUCUGCACUUUACCCAAGAGACCUUGCAUCGUGCCCCCUUACGAAGCUUCCACAGCCCCGAGGCAUGUUUCCAACCAGGACAGAUUGUACGGGACCCCCAGGAAGUGCUUCGGAGUGGCGCUCCCAUCCAAAAACAGUGAGCACCAAUUUCUUCUUCAUGGGAAGGUAAAAACAGAACCGGACUACCUGGAAGUUCUGGAAAAACAGACUACUAUGAGCCAACUGUAAGCCAGUGAUAAAUUAUCGUCUUAAAAUCUACUCCCAGUUUGCCUGCAAGGUUCUUUGCUGCUUUCAUAACAAUUAUUCAGAGUUCAUCAGUAACUGCUAUAAUAGCCUACUACGUAACAAUCACGUGUUAAAAGACAUACGAUUGAGAGACAGCAGCCAACACAUUUUAUCCCUCCCAUAUAUUUUCCCCUAUUUUCUUUCCAAUAUGUACAGUACAAGUGGAUGAUGAGGACUAUAUUUUUUUUUCUCCCAGGAUGUAUAAAUUAUUCCAUCAAAAGACAUAGAUGACGAUAAGACUGUGUACAAAUAAGGCCUUGUGCAUUAUUUUUAUAGAACUGAAUUGUAUUUUUUUUUCUCUGAAAAAAAGUAUUCAUUGUCGAUGGGGAGAAGCUACAGAAUAACAUUCCUGUAUAUUCAAAGCGUGCACAUGUAAAGGAUGUGCCCCUGAGCCCCUAAAAUUGAAUAAGCAAACUCUCACUACAUUUAUUCUAUAAAGUGCCUUUGCACUCAAUUGUUUUGUCUUUGAUUCUCUCUGCAAAAUUCAAAUGUUCUUUUAUUCGGAUUGUGCUGUACUCUGAAAAAUAAUUGUAUCUAAAAAAAUAUAUAUAUAUAUAUGAAAAUAUUUGUUGAAAAAAAUAUUGCUGGAUGUACUUGAGACUGGGCGGGUCAUUAUCUUUCAUUUCUGGCACAGACAAAACAUAUAUUUUACUCUCGGUAUGGUCUUUGGCGAUGUACAACUUUACAGAACAUUGUAUGCUACGAGAGAGUGAGAACAAUAUAGCGUUGUACAGUUGUGCCAUUAAAUUUUCACUGAAGCACUUU
Nerophis ophidion (straightnose pipefish) is the source of this 4175-nucleotide messenger RNA. It is a transcript of the gene slitrk2, whose product is annotated as SLIT and NTRK-like family, member 2. The record is from RefSeq and is a predicted model, not a curated record. Gene Ontology annotation, molecular function: protein binding. The transcript has a single exon. Bases 699 to 3353 code for a protein of 884 amino acids. Gene Ontology annotation, biological process: axonogenesis; regulation of presynapse assembly; positive regulation of synapse assembly. NCBI's taxonomy places the organism in Eukaryota, Metazoa, Chordata, Actinopteri, Syngnathiformes, Syngnathidae. Gene Ontology annotation, cellular component: glutamatergic synapse; membrane.